Messenger RNA from Zootermopsis nevadensis, 3353 nucleotides. NCBI's taxonomy places the organism in Eukaryota, Metazoa, Arthropoda, Insecta, Blattodea, Termopsidae. The record is from RefSeq and is a predicted model, not a curated record.
UUUAUAUGUUGGUAUACGUGAAAAUAUGGUGGUUAUGACUUUGGACGUACAAUACAAAUGUGAUCUGCGUUUGUGUGCUGAAGUGACUGAAUAGAAUGUAAAACGUAAACUAAGUGUUGGAAAUAAUCAGACCCAUGUUAUGAAUUAAGUGAAUGACAGCAAACCUAAUUGUUACACAGAUCUUUAUAGUACUGGAUCAUGGAUAAACAAAUUCUGUGUUGUGAAUUGGGGAUCUGAAAGUAUAAAGUUUCCAGUUGGAUUAAGAAGGCAAUAAAAGGAACUAAAAAUGAGGACAAAAAAGUUCAAGUUACCACAUAUUCCUUCUGGAAAAGAUUUAGUUGGUGUGUUGGAGCAGAAAGUUAUUGUGGUAUCAUUUUUUGGAAAAUCUCCAUACUCUUCAUUGGGUUGCAAGGCUGGUUUGAUUGAUGGGUUUCCAGGUCGUCGAGUGUUCCAUACAUCACUGAUAGAUGACCCUGAUGUUGAUCAAGAACUUCUGUGUGAUAUUGAAGGAUACCAUGAUCCUAAGCAACGUGUUAUUUAUCUUCACCUGCGGGGAGUGUUUGAUGUUCAUACUCUAAUUAAAUCUUAUGACCUGUUUUCUAAAGAAUUGGAGGAAAAGGGUUACUUAUCAGUAUGGGCAGAUAUGAAGUAUCGUUAUGCUCGCGCACUUAUGUUCCUGUUUAGUGUGUCUCAUAUACUUUUAAUAUCUCAUCCAACACACAACUUUGAUAUCAGCUAUGUGCAUCUCUUUCGGGCUCUUGAUGUCAUGAGACAGAAAGCAUUAGGAGGAUUCAGUGAACUUUUGCGGACCAUCCCUGGUCUACCAAAGGAAUGGAUCAUUACAUGUCGGCCGUGUUCUCCUCGAGUUCUGUUCCUCUUUGAAUCUUGCCCUGCAAUAUAUCGUGAAGGCAAAAUAGAUGUAGCAAGAACAGGUUCAGGAUCUGGUGGGAAAUAUCCAUCUAUAAAGAAACUAGAACAUGCUUUGGAGGAUCAGAUAUACCAUAUCCUACGUAAGAGUAGGGUCAUCACUAAUAUCAGUUCAAAUUCCUUAUUUGCAAUUCCAGCAAAUCAGGAAUUUGUGUUUGUUCAGACAAAGGUUGAUCCAUCCAAUGACGGAAUUGCUCAUAUGGUGAACUCACUGGUGGACUUCUGCAAGGAUCCAAAUGGUGACUGUAACAGAAGUAAUGAGGAGAUUGUUAAUACAUUUUCCAAAAUUCACUUGGAAGUAAAUGGUCACAACUUCAGGAGCUUCUUACAGCAGCACAUUGACCAAGCAUUCACAAAAGGCUUUGAUGAUAAUGUUGGUAGACAUACUUCAGCUGGAUAUUUUGAGAUUCCAACAGCAGGUGUGUGGUUUGAAGUAUCAAACAAGGCAUACAGCUUUUUCCUAAGCAGUGACCAGUCACUGGAUAAGGACCUAAACAAGAACAAAUUGCAACAACAACAGCUGUUGCUGAGCUCACUGCAUAGCUUGCUGGACACUGAUGUCAGGUUCAGUGAGGGUCGCUGUGGUAAAGUUUUACCCCUGGCUACUGCCACCUACCAGGAGAACUUGCCUCCACAAUACACACGAGAUUAUCAUGAGAGCAAGCUGGCCCACGCAUUGUCUGUGUUUGCUGUUCAUGCACGAGGACCAUUAUUUGAUCAGUAUACAACCCAGUUGGAGAAAGAUUGUGAUAAAUACUGGAAGAAUGGCCAUCAGAUGUGUGAAGUAUUGAGUCUUACUGGAAACCCAUGUACCAACCCCUUGCAUCGUGGGGGUGGUGAAGGGGCAGGAGGUGGAGAACUGCAGGGAGAAGCUAAUAAGACCCUUGAUGAUCCUGACCCUCCCGAAAGUCUUGACCGAACUCAACUUCCGCUGAAGGAACAUUCAAGUGGUGUUCGUUAUGUAUCUGCAUGCAACUGUGGAAGAAAGCAAGGCCCACGAGAGGAUCCAUUCACAAUGCGAGCUGCCAAUUAUGACUUCUAUCAGGUACUAGGAGAGGACUGUGGCUGUAAUCAUCUAGAGUCCAUUCAUUUCCCAGUGUUCCAACCAAGUACACAAGAUUACAGGGCAGCCCAACUGUUCUCUAACAAGUCAGCUGCAGGAUUUUUAUGGAAAGACGGUGGGACACGUGGAAUGGAAGGAAGAGAGUUAAAUGUUAGUACACCGCAGGGAAACACACAAGGUUUCAGUUUGGUAAACAGAGAGCUUUGUACUUCUCAAACAGAAGGGACUCAUGAUGAUACAUUAGAGAUAACUGAAGAUGAACCAGAACCGAGAUGCGAAGCUGGAUUUGUGUCAGGCCAGUCAAUGGGCAGUGAUAUUAUACAGGAAGAGACUGUCAGUCGCUUGAGUCCAAAUCCACCACGAGGUGAUCACAGCCUGCCUGACACUAGUCAUGAAAUUAUCAUACAAGUCUCAGAUGCUGAUUCUGACUCUAGUAAAGAUAAAUCCUUGGUUCGACAGCCCAGCACUACAGAGUACCUUCCAGGGAUGUUGCAUGCAAACUCACCAGCUGGUUUGUUGCCACAGUUCCCAUCUUGGUCAUUAGUGUGCUUGGGACCAUCAUCCCUCUAUUCACAUAACUUGGGACUCCAGGACCAGCAACAGGCUGGAUUACUUGGUGGCUCAGCCUACCUCUUACCCUGGGAUGUUACAGUCAGACUAGAACAUCACAGGGAUCGAGGAAGUGGGUGGCCAACUGUUGGUGAUCAGUAUGGCUCAAAGGGAAAAAUGCAAGCAACCAAUCAACAUUCAGGCACUGUCUUGCGUGGUCGUAAAGGAAAAGGCGGAAAUAAAGAUCUGUCGGAAUUUGUGGUGAAGAUUUUUGUGGGUGUGGAGUAUGAGUGUCCUCGAGGUCACCGUUUCAUGUGCUCAGCUCCUGAUAAAGUCCUAAAGACAACUGGUUCUGGGUUGGUAAAGGACAAUGGCAAUAAAGUGACUAGCAAUGAUAUGUCACUGUAUUUCCCCUGUCCAUGCAGGAAUGCAAAGCCAUUGGUAGCACAACUAAUGCGCAUACAUGUUGUAACACCAAAAGCACCGAUACACGUUACACUGAAUCCCCGAGUACAGCCAGCUCCAUCACCCUGCCCAGUAUUUGUUACAGGUUGUGAGCAGCCUUUGAAACUCUCACAGAGUGCAUAUUGGGUUCUUCGUCUUCCCUAUGUAUAUGCGGGUGAACAUGGGCCAUAUGUGGCACCUAAACAACCAGUGCCACUAAACUAUGGUCGUUUAUUGGCAGGAGUAUAUGGGAUCACAGAAGUACAGGUAUCAGAAGAGAAAUAAAGCCUUAUGUUUAUGUUAAGAGUACAGUUAUGUUGUAUUAAUAUGUAUUCCUGUGAAAUAAACAAUACAACCUACAUGAAGAUAA